AUGUCUGCUCAUGAAGAUAAAGUAAAAACUGGCAGUCCCCAGGCCAGCUCUGCUUCAUUCCUGCAGCUCCCAGAUUGUACUGGAGGUUACAGUAAUAUAUCUGUAAUGGUGGAGGGUACCAGAGACCCACCUGACCCACCUGACUGUGCUGCUGCAUGUCCUGUCCCAGGCACUGCAGCCUCACCUAAACACACCAGCACGACUGACGCGUUUUCUCACUCAGAUAAUGCUGGAGAAAGAGCCAGAGGGAACGAGAAUAACAUCAAUCGCAGGAACAGCUUUCAUCAUUCCAAACAACAGCAACAAACAAAGCUAGCAAAACGGCGCAACACAGCAAGCUCUAGUUUCAAGCAUCCAUCAUCUGGUAAGAGGAGACGAAGGGCGAACUCUGAGAGUGACUCCGUCCUGCCAACCAACUUCCUUUUAGGUGGGAACAUUUUUGACCCCCUGAAUCUCAACAGCCUGCUGGAUGAGGAUGUCAAUAGGGCACUGAAUGCAGAGACACCCAAAUCCUCCCCUCUUCCAGCAAAGAGUCGAGACCCAGUGGAGAUCCUUAUACCCAGGGACAUCACGGAUCCACUGAACCUUAACAGUGGUAUAGCAGACAGCAGCUUUUUAGUGUCCUCCUAUAGGAGCAGUGGCAGGAAGAGACACCGCAACAGACACCAUGGGGGAGGGGGAAGUGGAGGUGGUAUUUCCUCCACACAGAUCAAUCUCUCAGAAUCAGGAAAAGGUGAGGUUACAUCUGGCAGCUCCAUACUGCUUCCAGGUACAUUGGCCUCAUGUUCUGCACUAGAUCUCUCCAAAGACUCAGACAGUUUCUCCAGUACCACAAAGGAAUCCCAUGAGCAUUCAACUAACAAUUCUGCCAACUCUAAGGAAGAAAUGACAUCUGCAUCUAUUGAGGAUUCCACUUCCUCCAUAUUGGGAGGACCAAACCAUCAUACAAGCAGACGCAAGCGCAGGCGCAACUCUGGCAAAAUGGAGCCUCCUGUAACCCAUUCUACCCCCAUUGGAAAGUCAGGCUCUGCUGAUAAGUGUUGUGGUACAGGGGGACAGAGAAAUUCCCAGUCGUUCCACACCCCAAGGAGUGGUUCUAAGCACCAGCAGCACCACAACCAGGUGAAGGAGAACCAGAGGAAGUUCCAAUACGGGAACUACAACAAGUACUACGGCUACCGCAACCCAGGUGCUAGUGAAGAUUCAAGGGUGCGUUUGCUUCGUCCAGAAUGGUUUGAAGGUAAAGAGGUACUGGAUCUGGGAUGCAACUCAGGCCAUCUAACACUUUAUAUUGCCAAAGUGCUAAAACCUGCCCGCAUAUUAGGCCUGGAUAUUGACGGCGGUCUCGUACAUGCAGCCCGAAAGAACAUCAGACAUUAUCUUUCUGAGCUGCAGACCCAAGAGGCCAGACGUGCUAUGCAGGAGAAAACAUGCACUGAACAGGAGGAGAGGAAUGGAAAUGAUAGUCACACUGGCACUGAAAAGAAGCACAAUGAAGCAGAGAACAGGAAUGAAAAUGGGAAACCAGAGAAGAAAGAAAGUGUCCUUGCAGCAGCUGUAAAUGACAAUGACUCCUGUCACACAGAUGAGGCAGGGACCCAGAGGCAAAGCUGCAAAACAGAGGAAAUGGAGCAGGAAGAUUGUGAUUCAGCCACCGCUGAUCACUCUGUGAGCUGCUCUUUUCCCAUGUCCCUGCGCAUCGCCAGAGGACCCAUCGCUGCACCUCCACUAACAGAAUCAUCCAGCCCACGGCCCGGAGAGUUCCCCUCAAAUGUGUCCUUCGUCAAGGCCAACUAUGUACUGGAGAACGAUACCCUGCUUAUGACUCAGCGGCCAGAGUAUGACGUGAUCCUUUGCCUGAGUGUUACCAAAUGGGUUCAUCUGAACUGGGGAGACAGUGGCCUCAAGCGGCUCUUCAAGAGAGUCUACAGACACCUCCGUCCUGGAGGAAUGUUCAUCCUAGAGCCACAGCCGUGGAAGUCCUACGUGAGGAGGAAGAAGCUGACUGAUAAUAUCUGCAGGAAUUACCACAGCAUCCGCCUCAAACCUGACGAGUUCUCAUCAUACCUCACAACUGAGGUGGGCUUCACCAGUUUUGAGUUCCUUGGGGCCCCCAAAUGUUCAAUAAGAGGUUUUCAGAGGCCAAUCUACUUGUUUCAAAAAUGACCGCUCCUGCCUUCAUGAUCGUUGAAUGUGAGUAUCCUAAAUACAAGCCACCCAGCUGCCCUGGACUGCAAGGAACUAUCGGGAAUCCUUAACAGUUACGCCAGCGUUUCACAUGCUGAAGAUCAAAUUCACAAUGGAGAAAUGGGACCAGAAGUUUAAUUAAUUUCAUAAAGAUGAGAUCUGAUGACAAGCGGCACGUAUCAGAAUUUUCUUGGACAAUUCAUUUUUCAUUGACAUGGAACUCUAAGAGGAGUCGGUAAUGUAUAACCCUAGCCAACGAUGGAGGAUAUGCUCAUCUGAACAGUUUCUUGGACUAUCUUAGUGCUAAUGAUGACCCAGUUUGAUGGAUAGCCAUAACGUGUUUGAAUACCUGCUGCCAUUCAUCUCUACUUAUAUGACUUUAUUCUGUGAUUCCACGUUACCAUACAUUAUAUACAUAUUAGGGUUGUGAGAUCAGGAGUAAUGUUCCAGUGUGCCACCAUUGCCACUUUACCUUGGAAAUUGUCUCACAGUCAUGGUCUCCGCUCACUGCAACACUUGAGUGCAGCGAAAGGACACUGCAGUCUGUGGGUAAAUGAAGUCCCAUAUUCUCAGGGCUUCAUAUCAAAUUAUGAUUUAAAUAGGAAUGCACACAAUUUUGCUGAUUUUAAAGCAGCCAAAUAGAGAGUCAAUCCACCAUAGAGUCGUCAUAUCACAAAUAGCUGAUGUGCAGUUUUUGUCCUAUCUCCCAACCCAAAUAUGCAGUGUACUUUGUCAUUACUUUGCAAAAUAGGCCCAAGAGUUGCAAAACUGUUAAAACUCCAUAUUGUGUUAUCGAUGACCUGUGGAAAAUGGUUGGAUUAAGAGAAGAAUAUAUUCAUGACCAAUUAGAAAUGUGCACCCAAAACAACCAAAAUGAAAAAAUAUCCUGCGAAAAUGCUGCAAUUUUACUGUAUGUUGUUUCAGUGUUUUUGUGAAUUUGUAAAGGUAAUGAUGGGCAAAUUGGUAAACCUGUCACCAUAGUUAGAACCACUCUUAUUAUGGACCAUAUUAUGGCACAUAUCCACCGGCUCAACUCGACUAGCCUCAGCACGGCACGGUUAUUUUGCGUUUCCACUAGCGAUAGCACCUGCUCUGGCGAGGUUCCAAGUGAGCUGAAGCGAUCCUAUGGUCGUGUCCGACUGAGUAGGUACUAUUUUGUAGUGGAAAACCAACCUUAUCCACACUGUGCUGUGGCGAGGUGAGCUGGGACCACAGGUGGAAAAGGGGCUUUAGAUUCUGUCACUUUGAGAUUCAGUGUGGAAUAAUUAGUGGGAAUUAGUGACAUCUAAUGGUGAGAGUGCAACAAAGGGAUGUUUCGGUUUCCUCCUUCUUGGUUAUUGAUUUAUGCUUCAGAUUUAUGUGGGCGGAGACAUUCUUCCUUUCUUCAUUGUAUGAAGCUUCCUCUUCACAAUUCAAAAUGCACGUCCAUUUGGGCAACUGUAGAGACACAGUGGCACAAGAUGGUGCUUCCAUAAAGUUUGACCUUGAGUACAUAUUAAAGGCUUAUCCUAAGACUACAAAAGACAAACAUUUUCUCUUUUAUAGUGAAAGUGAUAACACGCCAUAGACAAACAGACGUGAGGGUAGCAUAUUCUGUAAUCACAUUUAUUACAGAAGUGCACAUGACGGUAACAAUUAAAAUGGCAACAUCAUAGAAAGACUUCUUGAGUUCCUCUUUAAGACGUUCUACAAGUAUAGUAAGAUUUGGAAAAGAAAACUUUGUGAAUCGUCUCAAAAUUGACAGCUACAAUUUUUUUUUUAAUUCAUGUUUAAUAAAAUAAAUAAAAUAAAAUCUUUUGGCUGUUUUGGGUGUAACUCUGUAAGCAAAAGGGCAUUUCAUGGGUUCUUCAUUUGAGGUGAACUCAGUCCAAGAUGAUUCAACGCAGAGAUGGCGAGGACUAUUUUGCAAAGUAGACCUGUGGCAUGCAGUUGUCUGUUUCCUUUUUUUAACUGACAGUUAAGCCAUACUCCUACUCGCGUGUUGUUUACAAUACCCUCCACCAGGUUCUGACUGAGAAUAUAAUUGAGAGUAAAAUUCAAGGUCAACGACUAUGAACAGAGAGCUGCUACGGUGUCUUCAGUGCUGUUUAAAUGUGGAGUCUGUUCAUCACUGCUGGACACACAUUAAUUCAAACAGCAUGAGAAUCAAUUAUUACCAUGUUGUGUUUUUUAACGUCUGUGAGAUUAAACAAAGAUGACAGUUCAAUGACUGGAAUCUAUCAUAAUGACUUCUUUUUUUCUUUUUUUUUUACCAAAUUUGAAUAUUAGUAUGCUGUUUGGAUUAAAGUGCUGCCAGAAUAAUGUAUGGGUCUUUUGCUCUUGAAUUGGACAAUAUUUCAUCAGUCUAAUGAGGAUAUGUACGAGUUGCAGGGCAUCGUUGUUUGCGAUUGUAUCUUAAUUGGUGUGCACUGAGCUCCACUCACCUACAAUGCUUUUAUUUGACUUGGCGAGGACUGAAAAUCUUUCUUUUUUUUGUGACUGAUGACAUUUGGCACACAAGGUCAUGAGAGGAUGGUGAUGUAUGUUUCUAUUUUAGUAUGAGAUCAAUGUAAAGGAGUUUAAAGAUUUUUGUUUUACUGUUGUUAAUAUUUAGUUCAAGACUGCUUUUGUCAUUUCUUUUUCCAGUGGAUUUGUUUUUGUUAUGUUUUCAAACGUUUGUUGCCAAUCUGCGAGUAAGUCACAGGUCAGAGUUUUUGUCUGCUGAAACAGAUCAGUAAUUCAGUUCUGGAACAACACAUGUGCAAAGUAUGUGCAUCGCAGAGUUCUGAUGUGUUUGCUUUUUUCUGUCCUGGCAGGCACAUGCAUUGUUAAAUUAGCUUUUUUGUUUUUAUUUGAAAAGACUGUUUGUGUCGAUGCACUUUCAUUUCACCUUGUUUGACAUGUGCGACUUUUUAAAAAAACAUUCUUAAAGAUUCAGAUUUGCAUAUGUUUUUCUGUCUGACUUUUUAUUACAAAUUGUGGGACACUGAUUAACCUAUGAAAAUGAAGUCUCAGGUUACGCUUUGAAUUGAAAGUGAAUUAGCCGCAGCCUCCGUUGUCCCAACAGACACAGCCCCUAAUCACACCUUUCUCCUAAGCUACGACAAUCUGAUUCUUAGGCUUCGAUCAGCCCACUGCUGUUAUUUUAAGGGCAUUUUCCUUUUUUGCAUUAACAAUUUUUUCCUUUUUUGUAGGUUAAACAAUAAGCAUUUUUGUUUGAAUUGGUUAAAAGCUCAUUUGUGUUUUUGCCACUAAUGUUAAAGAUUGCACCUUACUGUCUCAGCAGCCUACUCAGAACCAUGUGAGCCUGACUUGUGAGUCCAGGCAUUAAAGCUAAAGCAUGUCUUUUGGAGGUGUGAAAUUACAUGUUGUGUAUCGUGUGCUGUAUAAACAUUUUGUACUUCCCUUGAAGUCUU
Solea solea (common sole) is the source of this 5582-nucleotide messenger RNA. RefSeq names its product 7SK snRNA methylphosphate capping enzyme-like. Lineage: Eukaryota; Metazoa; Chordata; Actinopteri; Pleuronectiformes; Soleidae. Bases 1 to 2166 code for a protein of 721 amino acids. The transcript is spliced from 4 exons. Gene Ontology annotation, biological process: snRNA modification. Gene Ontology annotation, molecular function: O-methyltransferase activity; RNA methyltransferase activity; snRNA binding. The record is from RefSeq and is a predicted model, not a curated record.